CAACGAUAUAACUGGCCGAUCAUCGACUGGUGGCCUGACAUCCAUGUCUUCGCCAUAUUCACACUGUGAACAAUCAUCCCAUGUCUUAAGUCAACUGUCACCCACCAAAUCGGUUAACAGUUUAGGCCAACACAGUACUGAUGCUUCAACACCUACCAGUGUUUACAAUAUGUAUUCGGACACUGGCGACAGUGCCGGUGCCUCACUUGACUGGCCAUACCAUAGAGAUCAGGACAUGUGCUACGCCGGCGAACAACAAGACGGAGGUCUUUAUGGCCACCAAAAUAUGAGUGUCGCCGCCGAAUUGGCUAUGAGUGCACCUCACGGACACCAUAUGAACAUCAAACUGGGCGCCAAUCAUCAUAUAAUGGGAAAGGGUGUCGGUCGAGGCGGAGGAACGGCUAAUCAAAUGGCAAUCGAGCAACGGAUCCGACGGCCGAUGAAUGCAUUCAUGGUUUGGGCGAAAGCUGAACGCAAACGACUGGCCGAUGAAAAUCCAGACCUACAUAACGCUGAUCUCAGCAAAAUGCUAGGCAAAAAAUGGAAAAACCUGACGCCUCAAGAAAGGCGGCCAUAUGUGGAGGAAGCCGAACGGCUACGUGUCCAACACAUGCAAGACUAUCCUAAUUAUAAGUACCGACCCCGUCGUCGAAAGCACGGCAAACGUAGUGGCCGCGGCGGCGGUCGCGGUGCUGUCCACUGCGACGGUCUGACAAUGAGCGACAAUAUCGGACUGAUGGCAAUCUAUGGAUCGCAAUCAGGAGGUCCGGCAUCCGGUGCCCAUAUGGUGGACAACAACAAUCCGGACAACGCCUCACUAAGCUCUCCCUCUCUAGAGUACUGUGGCGUACAGACUCCUGAAUCGUCACCACACGGAAGUCCAUUCAAUCAAAGUAUUGGUGAGCCUAUGAUGCGAAACAACCGAAUGAUGGAUACAUUUGGCUGCUCUAACAACAACCACAACACUGUUAUGUAUACAAGAGACGAGUGCAGUCUAUCGCUGGCCAAAGGCGUGUCAUCGAUCGGUGGGGAAUUGCACCAGGAGUUUGGAAAUAUGCCACAAAACAACACUAGUAGUAGUAAUACACAACAACUAACUGAGUCUAUACGAUCGCUUCCCACACCUGAGAUGUCACCGGUUGAAUCUAACGAUAAAGACUCGCAGCAACAAAAUCAUCAGCAGAUUCACUAUCAUAACCAUAAUAUGCAUAACACACCCUCACAACAACAACAACAACAACACCACCACCAACAACAACAACAAAUGCUUUCAUAUCAGUCAAAUAUAUCGCGACCGUUGUCUAUACAGACAACUGAAUCGACUAAUCAAUCGCAAGCCAUGUAUAAUCAACAAAUGGUUGCCCACAAGUCUGGACCUAUGUUCAGAAGUGGUGCACCAGAGAAUCCUGUAAGUCAAUUGAUCUCGCAGUUCGGUACAGACAGGUCAUCGUUUUUGCGUAAUGUGUGUCCACCAUAUCGGUACCGAAUGCCAGCCCAUCAUCAGCAACAUCAGACUGGCGGCAGCGAUGGCCUAAAUGAGACAUCGCCUGAUGUUUAUACUUCGAGAUCUAUGCUUCAGCACCAGUUAGAACAGCCCAGUGGCCAGUCUCGUGCCAUACUGUCGAGCAAUUGGUCACAACAAUCGCAGCACAUUCACAACUAUAUGCGCGAUGGCCGACACUAUAUGUACGAAAUGGACACAAACUCUGAGCUUAAACCAAACGCCGAUAUGAUUGGCAUCGAGAACAACCACUCGGUGGACAGUCAUCAUCACAACAACAAUUAUAAUAGCUAUUACAUGUCAGGCCCGAUGGCAUCGGCCGCCCAUCACAAUGAUAGCCUAUUAUUUGAUAGUCUAUCGCAAAAUCACGAUUUGGAUCAUUUAAUUAAUAAUAAUAAUAAUAGCCAUCACUCAUCCGAAGCCAACCCACAACAGGGAGUCCAUAGCGAGAGUCAGACCAACAAACUGAAUGACUGUCAUCCGCAACAUAUUAACCAUUCCUGUGAUAAUAAAUUUAGUUCCGAAUUGAUUGCAGCCUUAGCCGAGACCAGAGAAAUAUUGUAA
Oppia nitens is the source of this 2065-nucleotide messenger RNA. RefSeq names its product transcription factor mef2A-like. The coding region runs from base 44 to 2065 and encodes 673 amino acids. Gene Ontology annotation, biological process: cell differentiation; regulation of DNA-templated transcription; anatomical structure morphogenesis. NCBI's taxonomy places the organism in Eukaryota, Metazoa, Arthropoda, Arachnida, Sarcoptiformes, Oppiidae. The record is from RefSeq and is a predicted model, not a curated record. The transcript is spliced from 2 exons. Gene Ontology annotation, molecular function: RNA polymerase II cis-regulatory region sequence-specific DNA binding; DNA-binding transcription factor activity, RNA polymerase II-specific.